Molecule: messenger RNA, 1923 nt
Organism: Callorhinchus milii (elephant shark)
Lineage: Eukaryota; Metazoa; Chordata; Chondrichthyes; Chimaeriformes; Callorhinchidae
Gene: xbp1
Product: X-box binding protein 1
Cellular component (GO): nucleus
Molecular function (GO): DNA-binding transcription factor activity, RNA polymerase II-specific; RNA polymerase II transcription regulatory region sequence-specific DNA binding
Source: RefSeq, a predicted model, not a curated record
CACACCCCCCCACCCCACGGUCAGGAUGGUCGCCGUCACCGCCACCUCGGGCUCUCCCAAAGUCCUGCUGAUCCCCGGAGGGAAGCAGAACGGCUUCGACAUCGGCCGCCACCUCUCGGUGCUGUACUCCAGCAGCGCCUCCGGACCGGACGCCGGUGACCCGUCGCCCCCGGGGCUGGGGGCCGGCCACCCGCACAGGAAACGGCAGCGACUCACCCACCUCAGCCCCGAGGAGAAAGCAUUGAGGAGGAAAUUGAAAAACAGAGUUGCUGCUCAGACAGCCAGAGACAGGAAGAAAGCUCGAAUGUCUGAGCUGGAGCAGCAGGUGAUCGAUCUGGAAUCUGAGAACCAGAAACUUGAGAUCGAAAACCGUCUCCUCCAUGAAAAAACACACAGUCUCCUGACCGAGAAUCAGGAGCUGCGACAGAGACUAGGAAUGGAAGUACUUGAUCCCGAAAAGGAAAAGGUGCUUCUCCAGGCCAGAGUGGAUGAGAUGAGCCUGGCGGCCGGGUCAGCUGAGAGCAGUACUCAGACUAUGUGUGCCUCUGCAGCAGGUGCAGGCCCAGCUGUCGACCAGGAUGAUUGCUUCCACAUGGAUACUGACAGCAUUGACUCUUCAGACUCUGAGUCUGAUCUAUUCCUUGGGAUCCUGGAUUACUUUGAUCCAGAAACCUUGCUCCGAUUCAGUGAAGAGGAGUCCAGAUCGUUCACAGACCUGGGGGAAUAUACCAACACCAAUGGUUGCUUUGCUAAUGGUUCCUUACCAACCUCCACCGCUCCCUCUCUGGGGGCCCCAUCGACAAAGCUGGAAGCCAUUAAUGAACUGAUCCGCUUCGACCAUUUUUACCACAAGCCUCUGGCUGAGGCUGGCUUAGUAGAGAGCAGCGAAACUGCUGUGAAGAUCGAGGAAGCAUCUCUCAGUACUGCGGAAGAAGACAAUGAACCAGUCCAAAUCGAGCUCAAGUGCGAGCCAUUGGAAGAUGAAUUCAUCACCGAACUGGGACUCAAAAAUAUUCUUUCAUCCGAGCAGAAUCCAGAAAAACCCAAAUGCCCCUUAGAUUCCUACAGCGACUCUGGCUACGAGGAAACUGCAUCCCCUCUCAGCGACAUGUCAUCUCCGUUGACCCUGGAGAACAGCUGGGAGGACACUUUCACCAGUGAACUCUUCCCUCAGUUAAUAGCUGUCUAACCCCUAGGCUGACUCUCCUAGGCUUGGUUCAUACCGAGCCGAAUUCAAUCCCUGUGCCCCCCUCAAACCAAAUUGAUUCACAGUGACGAGCCCUUGGUUAUCAAUGUGCUUUUGUGUUUCUGCCUUCACUUCCCCCACCCCUCCCCUCCCCCCCCUCCCAGCCACAUCCACAUAACUUGCACAUGCCCCGAGUUAAAAGCAAACCAACUGAAAAGAUCAGCCUGCAUGGUAUUGUCCACAAAGACAUUCCGUGCAGUGUGUCAGCCUUGGGGCUAUCUCAGACCAGAUGCUCUUGAGCAAGUGACCAAAGGACCCCCUGUAGGCAUGGAUUAUUUGACUCAAUGUGUGUCCUCCUCCCAUGCCUCGAUAUUGCCUUCCUUGAAUGGUAUCCAUAAGCCUUUGCAUUUCCCUAUUGUAAAUUGUCCCAGUAUUUUGCAUUCAGAUAGUUGGACAUACACUGUGUUAUAAUGCAGUAUAUUUUGGCCCCUAUUAAAGAUAGUUCGUUCCAUGUACAUAGAUACAUACCAUGUGCUUGAUCUAUUUUUGUGUAAUUAAAAUUUACUAUGUAAAUGCUUAUAACCGUCUUCAUUUCCCUCUUCCCCCUCCUGCCACCCCCCCAGCCCCCACCACCCCCACUUGAUUCUUGCCGUAUGUAACUGUUCAGAUGCUUUCUCAAUUUUUACUAUUUAAAGUUGUGCAAUUAAUAAAAAAAACAAAAAAAAAUGUGCAAUGAA